AAUACUGAGCUUUUUAAGGCACAUCUUGCUCUUUUUUCAGGUUUCCAUCAACAUAUUCUGGCAAUCUUCAAGAUGAAAUCCUUUGGCUUCGACCUGUGUGCAGCUACUGACACUUGAGCAUGGAUCAAAGUGAAUUUCCACCACUUUCAGGCACAAGGAAUAAUUGGAAGAUUUUUUUUUUUGUGUGUCCACAGGGUAUAACACUCCUUUGCAGACCCAUUUUAGAUAAAAAUUAAAUCCAGUGCAUCCAGCAAGGCUCCUCUCUGCUCAGCAGGGCUGCAGCCGGGGUGAAGUGAAGGCAAACAGGGCUUAGUGUCUGUAUCUUGACAAGUUGUGUGGUUCUGCUCCUUCCUUCAUUCAGGUGGAGGCUCUACAAGCUGCUGGAGGAGAAAUUCAGGGGGAAUGAGAAAAUAAACAGCCCCCGAGCCCUGAGCAGCCCUCCCGAUGUCUGUAAGAGUAUAUAAAUGCAGAUACACGUAUUUAUACACAUGGAUGUAACAGCUGCCUCGCUCUUCUAGCUCUCCUCCUGCACCUGCCUCUGUCUCCAUCCCAGGCAGGAUGCUGGGCUGCUUUCAGCCUGACUUCACGAGUCCUUUCCCAUCCUGCAGGCACUGGAUGUCCAUGGAGAUGUCCAAAUCCCCACGUCCACUCCUUCCGUCCCUGCCAUUGUCAGGCCCAGCCUGACUCAUGUCCCCUUCCUUGCUUUCUCCGUGCUGGUGUAAUUUCCAAACCACCUUCCUUCCCUAUUCCACACCCCAAUUUAUAUUUUCCCAGCGGUCACGUCUUUCCCCUCCUUCAAAACCGCUUUCAGCAAACCAGCGUCACCUCUGUUUAAUGAGAGCCCCUGGAUGUUUAUCAUGUCGUUAAAUCAUUUCCUUCAAGUGGCCUCAGAUGAAGUUAUCACUGUCAAAACGUGAUGCAAACGCUCAGUAGGAAGCACACAAAGGGAGAUCCCAGGCUCUUGGGAAGUUUGGGUGAACUGUUUGCAGAACUGUGCCGAGCCCACCCCUCCGAGACCUUUAUUUCCCCCUGCGGCAGCUGUCAUCUGAUCCCACGCUUUGGCUCUGAAUGGGGCUCUCGGAGGAUGCCAGAUGUUGGGAACAAAGGUCUAAAAAUAAUCUUUCCAAGUAAUCUUCCCGUCCAUCACUCAAGGAGAGCGUGAGCUUUGUGUGAACAUGUGAGCUGAGAACCUGAUCUAACUUAAAGAAGUUCAACAGCAGCUCCCGGCUUCUGCCUGUGGGCUCCUUUUUUUUUUUUUCUUCUUUUUUUUUUUCUUCUUUAUUUUUUUUUUUCCUUCCCUUCCCCUUUUCCCUUCGCAGAAGCUGCGCAGGGAAAAGCGGCUCUCGGAGCGCUCAGCCCUCUCUCUUUCUCCCUCCCUUCCCUCCCUCCCUCCUUGCCAAGCCUCGGAACCUCCCGAAUCCCGAAAGCCAGGGGCUCUUUAUUCCAUCUCUCCCUGGAAAAACCACCGGGUUGCAGGCUGCUGCCAGAGAUGCGUUUCUGCAGGAAGAUCUUGGCUGCAGCCUUGUGUGUCCUGGUUCUGCUGCCGGAGCCGGGCAGUGCCAGGACGCUCUGGAAACGCGCUCUGCUGAAAAUGACCGAGAAAUACGAUGAUUAUGAGUACCCUCUUCAUUCUCACAGUUCCCACUACCAGAAGAACGACCGGUGCCCGCCGCCGCCGCAGAGCCUCCCUGAGCGCGCCUGCGAGGUGCCCAGCUGCCGCUCCGACUCCGAGUGCGAGCGCCACAAGCGCUGCUGCUACAACGGCUGCAUCUACGCCUGCCUCGAGUCCGUGCAGCCCCCACCAGUCUUGGACUGGCUGGUUCAGCCCAAACCCCGCUGGCUGGGAGGCAAUGGGUGGCUUUUGGAUGGCCCAGAGGAAGUCUUACAAGGUACACGACAUUUCUCUGUCUUCUCUGUAAUAUCUUUAAUCACACAAAGGUCCUGCAGAAUAAAUCCCUCAUACAGAGCUUGCCUGGGAUGUUGGGCUGCUGGGACUGCUGGUAUUUGUCUGGAGUUUCCAAGGUCAGAGUUUAAUACAAAAAUAAAGGCUGACUGGGUAUGUUCUCACCAUGUACCUUCUUUUCCAGAUGGACACAACCUGAGGCAUAAGUAUUACAAGGAAUAUUUUGGGAGCAAUUCCAACAAUUUGGUCGGCUAUGUGAAAAACCAGCAGAAGCAUUUAGGCUAAUUGAAGGUGUGCCUGGCUGGACUACUCUGUCAAGGAAUGCUUUACCCAGCAGCUUUCUGGCUCCAGAUCUCCACAAGCACAUCUCCAUCAUCCCCCUGCCCAUCAAAAGAAAUUCCAUUAUCCAAGGAACAGGAUGAGUCCAGAUUUUAACCCCACCAGGAAGGGGAAAAAUAUGAUCUCCCAAAGGAAACCACACUGUUUAUCAGCUGCCCUGCUACAAAUGAAAUGCAAACACCUCCAAGGGAUCUCUGUAAGCCUCAGUGCCAUGAUCAGGCUGCUGCCACAGAGCCUGCCCUUCAUGUGCUUGUUGUGUGACUAAUUCAGAUUGCAGGCCUGUGAACACAACGCAGUGUUACUAAAGUGACGUCAGAAUUCUACCUAAAUAUCAUAUCUAAGUUGCUUUAAAAUAGGUGAGACUAAAGAGGUUCCCUGGAUCAAAUCCAGUGCCUGCCUGUCUUGAACAGUUCCUUUAAAGAAGCCUUUUCAUCAGCUUAAAAUUCAAAGAAACCUGCAAGUUUCUUCUUUUUUUAUUUAUAUCCAGACAAAAAAAAACAGGCUUGACACACCCACUCUAAAUGGCUAACCCUGAAGUCUUAAGAAUUUGAGGAAGUUUAAGCUAGGAGCAAAAACAGCUUUAUAACUGUUUUUAGGUUACUUUUCUCAGUCUGGUGAGCUGCAGAUUGAGAGUUAAUAAUGGAACAAAUUCCUUCCUACAAUAUCCAGGCAGAGACACAAAUGCAUGCCAGGCUUUGUAAUGUGCUGGUUUUAGCCAACACAGUUAAUACUCACAAAAUCUGUGGCUUUGUACCUGCAAAACCUCAGCAAGAGGCCUGAAGACUGCAUAAUUUGUUAAAUGUGUUAGAAAAGCAAACCCAGGAUGAAUCUGUGUGAUGAAAAAGAUUGUCUGGCAGAUGGGCCACUGCUCCUCAGGAGCCCUGUACCUUUGUGUUCCAUAAAUCCUUAAUGUCUGGGUAUUUGUAUUUGGGCCUCACAGCUUCUUUUAGCUGCUUAGCAUUAUACAAUGGAAAACACAUUUUCUGUUAAGGUUUUCUUUUCCUGUGGAAGUUCUGAAGGGACAGUUGCAUUUAUUGUGGCAAAUCAGCCAGAAUUGUUUGGCAGAAAAGCCACGUUUGCUGCCUGGUUUAGUCCAUGUCCCAUCUGCAUGCAUGAAAUUAGCAUUUUAAUUUGCACAGUAGUAGCACUGCAUAUAAAUACCCAGUUCACAAAUGUAAGUGCCUACUUCGACUCACAAAAUACAGGAUUAUUUUUCCACUCACUAAAUGGUUUAAGCCAAACCCAAGACACCUAUAAAACUCUUGAUACUUUGCACAUGACAUUUGCAGCUGGAGAGAUGGAAAAUACCAAACUGCUCUUCUGUUUCCUAUUCUAAACACAGUCCUGGGUGCUUUACAGAGCAAAGAAACAGCUGAAGGGCUCCACAUUUUCCUAAAUAUCUUCAUUUGUUGAAAUCACUUUUUUUUCAAAGUGCAAGAUAUUAAAUGCAGCACCAUGUUUGGACAGAGCUAUUUUUAGAAUUUUAUCCUACAGCUUCCUGCAAUGACAUUUUAAUUCCUGCUCAGACAGGAGCCACAGAACAAGAGAGUUGUGGAAUGGUUUGUGUUGGAAGGGAGUUUAAAGCUCAUCACCUUCCACUAGACCAGGUUAUCGAGGCUCAAAUCUGUAUUUAAUAGUUCCAAUCUGUGUUUAGACCAGAACCUUGCCACUUAUCCUGCUGCAGCCUCACUCCUCGGUGCUUCUCAGUGAAAUAGAUUUUCUUCAGCAUUACUUUCAGCAGAAAAAAAAUCAAAUUCUGAUUAAAUGAGCAAAUCCCUCCAGUGAUCUAAUCCCCAAAGAGUAAAUGCCAAAAUGUUCAAUUUUAUACUAAAAAAUUCCUAAAAUCUUGUGAGGAGCUAGUUGAAAAACUAGUGUUGAGCAUUCAUAAAUUUGAAAGAUUAAAACUUCAAAUCUCAACCUAAUCUCUCAAAGCAGCCCAAAAUAUGCUUAAUUUGAGUGGACACAUUCACUUUGGUGUCUGUUUUCUUUGUAGCUGAAGAAGCAUGUACCUGACCACCAGGGUGGGGCAGUGCAGGUAUUUUCUGCUUGCAAAAGGAAUUAAAAAAAAAACAAGAACAUUGAUGAGUUAAUAAUUCGAUGGUAAAUUUCUGUUUACUGGGUGUUAUCAAAGCCAUCAUCCUUCUUCGUGGUGCUAUAAUGCUCAGGGGGUUUUUUCCGAGUUAAUUCAAGUUAUUAAUUGUCAAACUCAGAAACAAAAGCCACAGAAGGGACUUGUCAAAGUGCUGUGUUUUCAACAGUGAAACGCUGAACACCGAAAUGGGAAACUCAGUCACUGAAAUGAAAACACAGAGCAGGUGAGCUGUCCUCAGCUGCUCUUCUCUCCAAAAACAGAUGCUUUACCAGCAGCACAGUAGGAAAUACCUGGUGUAGGUUGUUCUGAACAUUUUCAUGACCACUUUGCAGUGUGUUUGGUGCUAUGAUCACCUUCCUGUGUGUCACUGAGUGCUGCCAAUGCCCACGGCCUCCCACAUCCCCGAGGAUCUGUGCAGCCCCAGGCAGCCCCUCCCUGGUUUGUGCCCCUGGUGCUCAGAUGUGUUCAGGUUCUGCUUUGGUGCUCAAUAAAAAGUGACCAGUCUAUUUUUCGAC
Molecule: messenger RNA, 4849 nt
Organism: Cyanistes caeruleus (blue tit)
Lineage: Eukaryota; Metazoa; Chordata; Aves; Passeriformes; Paridae
Source: RefSeq, a predicted model, not a curated record